UGCUCUAUUGACGAUUCCCACUCAGUUCAUUCCGAUUGCUUUUGGGCGCACACACUCAAAGCACAAACGAAUUAAACACUUUCGCAUUUAAUUCUUCAUAACAAAUGGCGGGUCGAGGCAAAACUCUUGGAUCCGGAGCUGCAAAGAAGUCUACGUCUAGGAGCAGCAAGGCGGGGCUCCAAUUCCCUGUUGGUCGUAUCGCCCGUUUUCUCAAGGCCGGGAAGUACGCCGAACGUGUCGGUGCCGGUGCUCCUGUCUACCUCGCCGCUGUCCUCGAGUAUCUCGCUGCUGAGGUGCUGGAAUUGGCUGGGAAUGCAGCAAGAGACAACAAGAAAACUAGAAUUGUUCCAAGGCACAUUCAGUUGGCGGUGAGGAACGAUGAGGAACUAAGCAAGCUUCUUGGUGAUGUGACCAUUGCCAAUGGUGGAGUGAUGCCUAACAUUCACAACCUUCUGCUUCCAAAGAAGACCGGUGGUUCAUCGAAGCCCUCUGCUGAUGAAGAUUAGAUGAAGUGAAAGGGAAGGACAGAGAGGAUUUGAACCGUUGUCUUUGACAUCACAAAGUUGGACCAUGGGAGUGUUAGAUUAAUUAGGUUUUUGGUUCUCCGUUUUUUCUUUUUCCCCUCAAAUUUUUUUUUUUCUUUAUUAGUAAAUGUAAAAUUUUAUUGAUCAAAGUUUAUGUACAAGUACAUUGGGUAUCAAAAUCAAGUGAUUCAUAGCAAAAGAUUCAGAUUGAAUCAAAACAUUUUGAUAUAAAGAAAACAUGACUUUAUAUA
Olea europaea var. sylvestris is the source of this 775-nucleotide messenger RNA. RefSeq names its product probable histone H2A.1. Gene Ontology annotation, molecular function: structural constituent of chromatin; protein heterodimerization activity; DNA binding. Gene Ontology annotation, cellular component: nucleosome. The transcript is spliced from 2 exons. Lineage: Eukaryota; Viridiplantae; Streptophyta; Magnoliopsida; Lamiales; Oleaceae. The coding region runs from base 105 to 506 and encodes 133 amino acids. The record is from RefSeq and is a predicted model, not a curated record.